Messenger RNA from Cherax quadricarinatus, 6648 nucleotides. RefSeq names its product protein pigeon (gene pigeon). NCBI's taxonomy places the organism in Eukaryota, Metazoa, Arthropoda, Malacostraca, Decapoda, Parastacidae. Gene Ontology annotation, biological process: positive regulation of amyloid-beta formation. Gene Ontology annotation, cellular component: trans-Golgi network. The record is from RefSeq and is a predicted model, not a curated record.
CAGACAGACGACGCAACAAUGGUGGCUGUCACUGCCAAACCUAUAUUAUUCCUCGAGGAAAACCAGUAUUCCAAUUUUGAGUGGAUCGGCGAGUGUGAAGAUGGAUCGUUGGUUUGUCGGUGGGAGGAGGAGGUGCUGGUGCAGGGCUCCACGGAUGGCUCCGGCGGUGAUGCAGGAGUCGAGGGUGCUACCAGCUCCCUUGCAUUUGCUACGCAGGUUGCAGUUGCUACCCCAGACCUGCACUCUGCUCAGGUCUUAUAUACAUUUGAUAAGGUUGUGCCUGUGGUCCAAGCCUCUGUCAAUGCUUCCAGGACUUUGCUAGGUUUUGUGACCCGUCGCAAUGCUGGGGAAGGAAACAAAUACUCUGCCUAUGUGGCAGAAAUUUUACCUCAAGGGGGCGUAUUUUCCCUCAACAUUGACUGCUCUCGACAGAUUCUUCUUGAAUUUCUUCAUACAGAAGAAGGUGGGAAGCCCUUAGAGGACAGCUGGAUUGCUAAGCUUCUUGUAUUUGUUCACAGGGAGUCCAUUGCCAUCUACUCCUUUCCUCUGAGUCUGAAGGAUGGAACGUCGUGGAUUGUUGACGACCAGCCACUCACAGAGUCAGUGGUUCGAUCAUUUGUGUGGGCUCAGUGGGAACCUCAUCACAACCAUUUAUAUUACCUACAUUACCGUCCUCCCCCUGAAGCUGGCUUAACUCUAGGCUCAGGUGAAGCAGAGGACGAUGCCCUCCGGCCACGACCUAUGCUCACAGCCCUGCAGUUCCAUCCUCACAAACCUCAUGAAACAGUGUUAAAUGUUCCUCUGGAGCUGUCUGGUCUUGAGCACUCUCCCCUCGACUUGAGCGGUGAUUAUCGAGAUCAAGGGUUACUACACACUGUUGGAGAUGCCUGGCUUGACCUGCGAGUUGUGACCUCCCCCACAGGUGCAGUCUGCAUAUGUCAUCACUAUAUUUAUAAGUCACGGUUAGCAGAGACCCCUGCUGACCCUGAGAGCUGUGCAGUGUAUUUAGCAUACUCUGUGACACUGCUCCACCAUGGAUGCGUUCUUCAUGCCGUUGUCCCCGGUGUUCCCUGGGGACAUGCACACUCGGCUCUCCCCACAUACUCUCUCUUUGGUGGACUGAUGAACUAUGAAGAACACUACCUUCUGGUGAUUGUGCCAGGAGUGUGCAUGCAUAUGUUGGAUAUUGGGCUGGAUCAUAUGCCCAAUAAUCACAUUGUCACUACACCUCCACCACAGCUCCUGCCCAAUGCUCAGCUCUUUCAGAUAUGCGGAGGCAAAGUUAUCUCUGGCCGCUGCAUAACGUUUGUGGAUGGUGUAAAUCAGAUGACUGUGGAAGUUCGAGUGACUAAGGAGUCUCUGUUUUCACUGUUCAAGAGUUCCUCUACUCUCAGUACACGACUGGCAAUACUCCACUUAGCAGCGAUCCAUGAUAAAGAUCACGAUCUUUCUCGAAAGCUGAUGUGGAGUGUGUGUGAAAAUCCAUACAACCUCGACACACCGGCUUUGCUUCAAGAGUACCUGGUAGGGGAGACGUAUGCUGCAGUGCACAAGCACAUUGAUUCUGAUGCUGGACACCUCAUCUCCCUCCUCCCCAUCACUACUUCACCUUUCACCACUGAUACUGAAUAUGUUGAAACCCCAGCCGAAGAAAAUGUUCGGAUUUCAUAUUGCCUGCUGGAAAAUGCAUGCAUAAUGCUCUUGUCGCCUCGUGAGCGUGUGGUUCGCACCCUGUCGGACACCUGGACCAAGCUGUGGGAGCACACAAGCAAGAGACACCACCAGCGCUUCAGCCUUACCGGUGUAGUGGAGAAGCUCAUGGUCUCUCUGGACACAUACAAACCUGAGGCAUUAUCCCAAGGUAGCACCCCAGUGUCUCCUGCAAGUCCACUUGUGGGAGGUCUGACCAUCACUUCACUAGGCUUGACACUUGCACAUCUCAUGUUUGACCCACUCCCCUUUAAUGAGGCUGAGAACACUACAUCAUCUAAACUGGAGCACCUCUUGUCUGUUAACCUGAGGGAGUUGAGUAUGUACUGCCUGAAGCACUUUCCACAUGAGUCUCCUAUGAGAGUGCACGCAGUUGCCAGCAAAUAUGUUUGUACACAGUUACAGGUGUCCCGUCGUUUGUGCUCCAUCUUGUGCUCUUCUCAGACUCUUGUUCCUGCAGAAAAGAGUGAAAAAGGAUUCACAUUCAUAGAGCAGUUGGAUGAUGCUGUUGCUACUCGACUCUUCACAUUACUUGAGCGAUACCACUCAGCAACGGAAGCUGUAGCAUACCCUCUUCCUCAAGGUUACAACUCUUUUUUGGCUUACUUAGCACACCGUUGCCUGCCCCACUUUGUGUUUAUGCAGUAUGUUCGUCGUGGAGUUCUGCAGCUCAAUGUGGAUGUCUUGAGGGAAAUUAUUUAUGAUUUGGAUGACACCCCUCAGAAUGUGGAGAGAAAGCUAGAAAUCAUAUCAUCUGUACCGCUUGUUAGGAGCCUCCGAGCCCUUCAGUUCUGGCAACACCCAAUGUCCUUGAUUCUAAGGUCAAGGCUUCAUGCUGGCUCCAUUCUUGCUGGUGAGGGACCAGGGCAACCAAGGACACCAACACAGUCUGCCAGGAUCAAUGCUCAACAUCUUCAGAACAAAGGUUUGACUGCAUUCCCAACAAUUGACCGGCUCUCUCCAUUUGAUACAUUUUUGGACUUGUUAACAGCAAAAGCUAAUUUAACAGACCUGGACCUCGGUCUACUGUAUGAAGGAACGGUAGCAUCGUGUGAAUACAUCAAGCCAGACAUGGAGACUGACAUUACUGGAGCAAGGAUCUAAGGUGUUCAUCACUGUCUUCUUCAGAUACAUAAAAAACUUUGCUUUGACAAAGUUUUUUAUGUAUCUAAGUAACUUUUAUAUUUAGGGAACAGUAUAUAAUUUAUAAGUAUCUUGCAGUACUUGUAAAUAUUAAAUGUAGGGCUGUUCUGUCACUCGCAUUAGUUUCUUUAUUAAUUUAAUUUAUGAAGAGUUAUUUUAUAUUUAUUUUGUUAAUGAUUAAGUUUGAGAAAUUCAAGUUUCCAUUAUAUUACAACAAAUUUUUUUAGUGCCAAUUUUAUUAGUAGACUUAUCUUUAUUGAUAAUUGUUAAUGAUAGUACCAUAUGAAGGUCCCCUUUUCAGUAAGUUUAAAUACUCAGAGUUGCUGAAUGUACUAAGAAUAUUGUGUAAGUAAGAGAUAAACAAGAAAUUUGGAAACCUUAAUAGCUGGUGAUGUUUGGCUUGGAUACGAAGCUUUAUCAAAUUUUGUGUGUUAGUGCAUAUCUGCAAGAUGAGUUAUUACUUGAGUAUGCAGAAGAUGAGCUACAACUCCUGGUCUGCCUCUUAGCUUUCAACUGACCGAAGUGAUCAAGUCCUGUCAGAUCAGGUUACCAUCUUUUGAAUUUAAUCCUCUGGAAAGAUCCCUACUCUUGAUCAUUGUCUGUACUAACUUGCAUGAAAUAUAAUUUUAGUUUCAUUUAUAUAAAUAUACAAGAUUUGUUUGGCUUUAUAAGUAAAUUUUGAAUCUUGCCAAGCCUUAAAUGACUGAGCUGUCUGCAGGCUUUUAAUGAUAAUUAAAUUACUGUAUUUAUGCUUUUAUGGCUUUCUUGAAGCUGAGAAAAGCAUUUCACAUGUUAUUAUAUGCAAAACAACCACUGUGAAAAUAGUGAAAUUUCGAGCACUUUUGUAACUUCUCACAUUAUCAAGGACCUGUGAAAAUAAUAGAACAUCAGGACUUAUAAGGCUGAGAUAUCACCUCAAAUAAGACAUUACAUUCAGUUGUUUUGCAUAGAGUGGUAUCACCUGUUUAAUGUGAUCUUAUUACAUGUUAUUAUAUUUAUAUACAUACAUUGGUACCAACAUUCUUUCAUGGGUGUGAAGCACAGGUUGUGAAUGUUGCAGUGACAAGGAGGCUGGAGGUAGAGGAGAUGUCAUGUCUAAGGUCAAUGUGUAGCAUAAAUAUUAUGCAGAGAAUUCAGUGUGGAAAUUAGGAGGAAAUUUGAGAUUACUAAAAGUAUUAUUCAGAGAACUGAAGAGGGGUUAUUGAGGUGGUUUGGUCAUUUAGAGAGGUUGGAUCAGAGUAGGAAAAAUCUGAGGGUUUAUAAACCUGUAGUAUUGAGAAGGUGGGUUAGGGGUCAUCCAAGUAAAGGAUGGAAGAAGGGAGAUAAAUGAGGUUUUUUGUGCAAGGAGCUUGGAUAUGCAACAGUGUGAGUGUUAUAGAUAGGAGUGAAUGGAGACGAAUGGUUUUUGAAACUUGACUGUUGGAGUGUGAGCAGGGUUAAUAUUUUGUGAAGAGGUUCAGGGAAACUGGUUAGCUGACUUUGUCCUGGAGGUGCAAAGUAUGGUGAAAGAGUUUCUUUUUCAGGUCACCCUGCCUUGGUGGGAGGUGGCCAGUGUGUUAAAAAAAUCAUACAUUCACUUGUUUAUGUAUAAGUAAUGAAUUCAUUGCAAAAGUUUUACGACCAAAGAUAGAUUAUUACAAUUAAACAAUUCCUUUAUGAAUUUUAAUUUUACAUAGUUGAUUGAUGUCAAUUAUUGCUGUUUUAUUAUGUAGUCUUUACAUAGUGUAUAGUGCCACAUUCAGUUGUAAUAAACAUGAGGAUAUUUAGAUAAUAUGUUCCAAUGCUUAAUUUACCCACACUUCAGGGUAGUUGUAAAUUUUCUCAGACUCAUAAAACGGUGCUUUUUACUGAAUGGUAAAAAUUUUAGAUUUCACUUAAUUUUCUAUAAGUCUACUGCCUGUGAGCACAAAUUGGUUAGAAUAAGAGAAAAAUCAUUGUACAGUGCAUCACCAGCAAUUUGAAAGUAAUAAAACAUAAAACAUCUUUAUUUUAUCUAUACUCAGGGUGCUGUGUAAGGGGUGUGGUUAUACACUAACACUGGAUUAUACCCAUACGUUGAGCUGGUUCAAGAUCACAGUGUCACAGGAGAGGGCUAUUUUCUUUUACAUUGUAAGAGAAAAGAUUGGAAGAUUUAGAGCCGUGCACUUUGCUUGUGCUGUCGUCUGUCAUGUAAUAUUUAUCCUGAAGGUGGGAAGGGCAGUGCGUGGACUGAAGGAGGAGUGGGGAUGUUGUAGUUGGAAGGUAAUUUGAAGUGUCGUGUCAGCACACUCCUAGCAAGACAUCGAUUGAAUGAAUGAUGAUGAAUGUGUUUUCUUUGAAUCACCCUGCCCUGGUGGGAGAUGGUCAUUGAGGUUAAAAAAACAAAGUAUUAUCUUUAGAUAAAAUAAUUGGAGGUGGUGCAUAUGUAUCAGAGGUUCAGUGUACUGUAUAUGAAACUGGGUUAGUUGUUUUCUGUUUGCAUAGUAUGAGUUAGUUAAGAAUUUAUGCAAGUGCCUACCACCAGUUGGCACUAAAUGCACAAAACAUUAUUCUAGAAAGUCAUGACAUGUAUCAUUCUGACCAAUAUUUGGGGAGUAAGAGUACCGAGUAUUUCAUGAGUGUUUUUUGGGGCCAAUGCUAGUACAAAGACUGGUGACUAUUUUUCUCAACUUUCAAACUGAUUCAAGAUUUAAAUUAAAUAUUGCUCUAUAGUCCCUUUCAAAAUAUGGUGAUUCCAUUUUGAUAUUUUUUCACUUUUAUGGUGAUGCACUAUAUUAUUGUCAUCUCUUACAACCAUCUUUUAUUACUUCAUAAGCAACUGUAUUAGUUCUUAUCUUUAUUAUUAUAUAUGUUUUUGUUAUUUGUUCAUGUUUCUUGUUAUUAUAUGUUUAUAUAAUAACAUAGCAGGAAGCACAAAUUUUCUUCCAUUUAAGCUUAUUUCUACCUUUUUUUUUUUCCAAAUUAAGUGUUUUUCAUCUUCACACUUUAUGUAAAAUGAAUAUGCUUCACUGUGUUGGAAUAUUCUAAAUAAAACUUCUGUUGCCUAGGAAAUGUCUGUAUACUCAGUAUUAUAGUAAUAUAUAAAGUGCCAAAUAUGAAGGUUAUACAGUAGGAACGAGUGCCCAUGUAAGGUCAUAGAAGCAUAGGUGAUCUGAGAGUGACUUACAUCACUGUUGUCACUAUGCCAGCUUAUCCUCAUAAGCAAAUGCUGUUUUUUUAAUUUGGUUCGAGAUCAUUGGCAAAGCAACUGUGACACUAGAGACUGUGAACUAGUGGACUUUGUUUGUGCUGGAAAACAUAGUCUUGCUUUUUAUAAAUUGCAUUUAUUGGUUUUAUUGUAUGUUGCAGUUGGUGAAAUUUGGUGAAUUGACUUUAACCUAUUUUAACCUAAAUAACAUAUGUAGAGAAACUGCAUUAUAUAUAUGCAGCAAUGUGAAAAAUCAGGGUUUGUGUUAGGAGGACAGGUUGCAAUGAGCACCAGUGACUAGCAGUGUCCUGUAUGUUACUACAAGUUGAUAUUUUCUGUUAGGUCAUCAUUGUACUGUGAAAAAACUUCAUUAUUGUUUACAGUUUUUUUGAGGGCUGUAAAUAUUCAGAUACAAUAUUUAACUUUCACUGAUUUACAUUAUUUGCUACUUAUGUAUAUUGUAUUUUUAGAAUAAAAUGUUGAGGAAAACUUCAGAAUGUGCCAAAGGUUUAAAUGUAUUUACCAAGUUUUCCUUUCAGUUAAUACUGUAGUGUUAAGUACAUAUAUUCAUAAAUUGUCUAUUGUGUAGAAGAUACGUGAAUAAAAUUUUAUGUUUCCAGUUAAAAGAA